Messenger RNA from Cylas formicarius (sweet potato weevil), 2616 nucleotides. RefSeq lists its product as uncharacterized. Bases 155 to 2017 code for a protein of 620 amino acids. NCBI's taxonomy places the organism in Eukaryota, Metazoa, Arthropoda, Insecta, Coleoptera, Brentidae. The transcript is spliced from 6 exons. Gene Ontology annotation, cellular component: nucleus. Gene Ontology annotation, molecular function: DNA binding; zinc ion binding. Gene Ontology annotation, biological process: regulation of DNA-templated transcription. The record is from RefSeq and is a predicted model, not a curated record.
GAGCUAUUGAUUUCCGUUUGCGCUGCGGAAGUAAGUUUUGUCUAAUUACGGUUGAAUAAGGAAGUUCGAUACCGAUAAGCGAGUUUAAUCGAUUUUUUUAACCUUAAAAUAUGCAAUGGUUAUGUAUGAGGCAAUUUGGGCAGUGUAAAUAAACAUGGAUUACAGAAACAUACUGCAGGCAAUGUGCGAAAAAAACAGUUAUCUGUUGGAAUGGUAUUUGGAGUACUCCCCGAUUCACUUCGAAGCCACCGUGAGAUAUAAACAAGACACUAGAGAGUAUGGACGGAACUGCGAUAACUUCGUUUCCGAAUUUGGAUCACUGACAUACACAAAUUGGAUAGUACGGUACACUUAUCCGUCUGCGAAGAAGUAUUUAUAUCGCAAAGUGUUCAAGUGUCAGCAGAAUAGUUUUAACAAAGUCAAAGCAAAGGAGGAUAGUUGUAACGCGAAAAUUAAUUUUGUGUUUAAGGAAAUUACUAUAAAUCCUAAAAAAAAUGAUAAACUCUUGGAGCAGGGGUACAAUGUCUUCGUAAAUAUUACGUUCGACCAUAGUCAUGAAUUAAACUCCAGAAUCGAUUCAAAUUUUUUAAAUAUUUCAACAAGGCCACGAGACAGACUUGUUAAAAACGUUAAGUGUCCCGUAGUUUUACUGGAGGAAGGUGUCAUUCGCGAACAUUUUAUCAAUUUUAAUAACGGCCAAGCGCAAGCUGUAAACGAAUCUGGUGAACUGACUUUUAAUAAUCUCACUAGUGAAGAAAUAAGAGAACUGAUUGCAAAUUUCGAUUUUUCCGACAGCGAUGUGGAGGAAUCGUAUUUUUUGCAAAGCGCUCCACUCGACGAAAUGACAAAAGUGUGUCGUUUGUGUCUAGUCAAAUUGGCUAGAGGGUCGAAAUAUUUUAACAUCAAUGCCGUGGAAAGUUUCACGGGAUUUAUGCCAUACAGAGACCAAUUGACGACGUGUAUACCGGAAAUGGCAUUGGAUUUGAUCCCAAACCCCGUUAUAUGCAACACUUGCCGCAACGCUUUGAAAACCUCUUACGAUUUUAAAUCGAGAUGUUUAUUAAUCGAGAAAAAGAUAAGAGAAUAUGUGGAGAGUCAGCCAAUGGAAGCCUACGAUCUCAGCGAAAUUGAUACUUCCGAAUUACCGAAACCCAUAAAGCCACAAGAUUUGGAGUCGCCAAAAGAAUCCCCUCCCAAGGAGCCAAAAAAACAAACGUCUAUGCUCUCCGAUUUGCUUAGUGUCAAACGAGAGAUUGUGAUAUCUAAUUCAACCGAACUUGAGAUUGUUCCCUCCUCAUUUUCAAGGACCCCCGUCGUAAAGGAGGAAGAGGCCGUUACACAAAACACGGGCGCUGUGUUUGCGUGCAAUCAUUGUGAACAGAAAUUUCCGAACGUGCCCGCGUUGCACCAUCACAAAACCGCUUUACAUGACGAAGAUUACUUGUGCAAUUUUUGUAACCAGGCGUUUAAGACUUUGCAGUGCUUGAGAAAGCACAACAAUAUCUGCCAAAGGAGUCGAAAUCCAGCGGCGCACCAUCCAGUUCUAACAAAGAGGCCUCAUCUGCCGACCAAGGCGAAAAAUCACCUCAAAAAGUGGCUCUUCCGGCACACAGAUCACCCCUAUCCGACGGACAUGGAAAAACAGCAAUUGAUGAAGGAGACGAACUUGUCGUUGCUGCAGGUGGAAAAUUGGUUUAUAAACGCUCGAAGGAGAAUUUUGGCGGACCUGACGAAACUGAAAAAUCUCAGAGGAAGGCAGAUCAGGAGGAAACGGAACCGCACGCAGUUGGAGCUCGAAGCAGAUUGCGAGGACAUCUUAGAGACGGAACCGGAAAAACUGCUGGAUGAAGAAUUGGAGCAGGCGCCUUUUAUAGCGAGUCUCGAAGAACAAGAACCGGUUGCCGAAGACACAGAAGAUGUCAAACCCCCUCAUGGGUUAAGGGAUGAUCCUCUAGAUGACACUUCGAAUAGUGAUGUGCCGCAGCUGAAGAUGGAAAUAGAAGUGGACGAACGGUAAUGGUAGUGAUUGAAUGGGUAAAGAUUGCAGAGUUUGUAGUUUUUGAGGCCCCCAUUUUGAUUCAUGCACAUUUUACAAUAUUUUUAAAUAUUACCGCAUUACGUACUAUUGAGGGUACAAUUUGACCCUUAGAUAAGAUAAAAAAUGCGAUAGACGAAUUGUUCCAACUGUAUGCUAUUUGGGAUUCUCGGCAAUCCGCCACAUAAUAAUUUUGAGGUUGACCAUGUCGAGAGCUUUUUUUCAAUUUCAGAUGGAAAAUUGGUACUUGCAAAUUCAAGUUUUCCAUUUUAUCCAGCCUGCGCGUUAAUAAAAAUGAAUUUUGAAAACAAACCUGGUUGGUACUAAGAAAUGCGUUCAAGUUAUUUCGAAUAUUAUAUCAUUGGUACUAUUAUUAUUAUGUAUAUUUAUUAUUUUCACAUUAAGCACAAUCAUUUUAUUCGCCAAUUUAACUGUACUUUAAAGACCGUCCGCAAAUUCUCUAUUUGAUCUGGGCUACUGGAUGGCCGCUGUAAAACAUCUAUAUGAUUAUGCUGUAGCGUAUUAGCAGGAGGCUUGGGACCAUUGUCUACAAAUAAAUUUUCUUAUAUAUAUAUAUAUGA